This is a messenger RNA of Diplodia corticola, 1896 nucleotides long. Its product is annotated as transcription initiation factor tfiid subunit 12. The record is from RefSeq and is a predicted model, not a curated record. The transcript is spliced from 2 exons. Gene Ontology annotation, cellular component: transcription factor TFIID complex; SAGA complex; SLIK (SAGA-like) complex. Gene Ontology annotation, molecular function: protein heterodimerization activity; TBP-class protein binding; DNA binding. The coding region runs from base 1 to 1896 and encodes 631 amino acids. NCBI's taxonomy places the organism in Eukaryota, Fungi, Ascomycota, Dothideomycetes, Botryosphaeriales, Botryosphaeriaceae. Gene Ontology annotation, biological process: RNA polymerase II preinitiation complex assembly; DNA-templated transcription initiation.
AUGAGUGCUCAACAACCCCGUCCUCUUCCGCCGGGCAUCCGCGUCAACCAAAUCCAGACACUUCCGCACUUGACCGAUCAGCAGAAGGCCACAUACACCCGCGGCGUCGCAGGCCUAUACGAAGCCUUCCAGAAACAUGACAAAGAUAGCACCGAGUACAAGACGGCCGCCGCCAAGCUGCUGGAGUUUACGAAGAAAAUGGGCAGGGAGAUGAACGAGUGGAAGGCAGCCCAGGCAGCCGGUGCGGGCGACGGACAGCAGGCCCAGCCCGCCCAACAGCAGCAACCCCAAGCCGACAGACCCCAAAGCCAGGGCCAACAGGGCCAGCCCGCACAACCGCCGACCCAGCAAGCCCCAGGACAGGCCAUGCAUCCCACCGGCCAGCAGCCUCUUCCACCUCAAAUCGUACAGCACAUCAACAGCUUCCCGUUCCAGCUGCCGCCCAACAUCCCUGCCGGAUCGCCCGAGGCGGAAGCCAAGUUGAGGGAUGUCAAGAAUCACUAUGCUUCGAUGCUUCACAGGCAGGAACAACUCGCGCAAAACUUAAAGAGGAUAGGAGCUAUGAUAGCCGAACGCCAGAACAGCGGACAGGAGAUUCCGCAGAACUGGAUCGCCCAGAAACCGCAGAUGGAGACGCAGUUUACACAGGUCAAGAGAUCGGUCCAAGAGUUUAGGAAGACCCAGGAGCAGCUCAAGCAGCAGGCGGCCCAACAGAACGCGCAAAAUCAACAGGCCCAGCAGCAGCCGCAGCAACAACAGCAGCCGCAACAACCUCCCCAGCAACAGCAGAAGCCACCGGUUCAGCAGCAACCUGCGGUCCAGCAGACCCCGCAGCCACAGCCGCAGCAGGCUCCCCAGCCGCCAGCUGCACAGCAUAUAAAGUCCGAGACUCCCGUGGCCCCUCCCACGCCGGUUCAAUCGCAGCAGCCAAUGCCGAUGGGUGGCCAGGCCGGCCAUGCGCCACAGCAGCCACAGCAGGCCGGGCAGGUUGGGAACAACCAGUCCAUUGCCACCAACCCGGCAGUGCAAGCGGCCCGGCAGCAACAGUCACCGAUGAGCCCGGGGGUUCCGGGGUCGCAGCAGCCAGGCCAACCUGCUUUCAGCGGACAGAUGCAACCGCAAGGCGCGCAAACGCCGCAACAACAACAACCCAUGAACCCGCAGCGACCUCCACUCAACCCACAACAAGCGUCGCAGAUGAACCAGAUGCAACAAUCGCCUCACCCACCAAGCGCCAACCCCAACGGACCCAUUCCCUUGACGCACGGCCAGGCCAUGGCAACCGCCGCGCGCACGUAUUCCGAAAGCCGCGGCACGCCGCAGAUUCCAGCAGCUCAGGGCUACCAGCCCAUCGGCAACCGUACUGAUCAGAUCGCCAACCCCAAAAUGCCGAUUCCCAAGACACUCAAUGCGCCGCCACCUCACCCGGUCAACAUGGGACCGGCCAGACCCACUCUCGGAGGACCUAGCAACGGCGCGCCCGGUAUGAUGGGACAACCCGUCAUGGCGACACACCCGCAGUAUCACUUGGAAGGCGACGAGAACCGAGUGCUGAGCAAGAAGAAGCUCGAUGAGUUGGUGAGGCAGGUGACGGGCGUGGGUGAGCCUACGGGUGAAGCACUGUCGCCCGAGGUCGAGGAGGCGAUGCUCCAGCUGGCGGACGAUUUCCUGGACAAUGUCGUGUCGUCGGCGUGCAAGCUCGCCAAGCUGCGCGAGUCGUCGCAACUGGAAAUCCGCGACAUCCAGAACAUCCUGGAGCGCAACUACAACAUCCGCAUCCCGGGCUACGCAUCCGACGAGAUUCGCACGGUUCGCAAGUUCCAACCGGCGCCAGGCUGGACCCAGAAGAUGAAUGCCGUGCAAGCCGCGAAGGUCAUGGGUGGGAAGACGGAUUAG